This is a messenger RNA of Arachis duranensis, 2492 nucleotides long. Its product is annotated as mannosyl-oligosaccharide 1,2-alpha-mannosidase MNS2-like. Gene Ontology annotation, biological process: carbohydrate metabolic process; N-glycan processing. Lineage: Eukaryota; Viridiplantae; Streptophyta; Magnoliopsida; Fabales; Fabaceae. The record is from RefSeq and is a predicted model, not a curated record. Gene Ontology annotation, cellular component: Golgi membrane; endoplasmic reticulum. Gene Ontology annotation, molecular function: calcium ion binding; mannosyl-oligosaccharide 1,2-alpha-mannosidase activity. The coding region runs from base 155 to 1945 and encodes 596 amino acids. The transcript is spliced from 14 exons.
UAGUGCGUAUUGUGUAAUGUGAAGAGAAGAUACAAACUUUACGAGGCAGAAACGAAAUAAAAGCAAAAUUCCUUCUCGUUCCGAUAAUUAAUGCUCCGUCUGAAUAAUCCUCAGGCUCCCUUCAAUCCAAAAACCUUUCCAUGAUUCAUUCAUAAUGGGGAAGAAAUCGUCGUCAUCAUCGUAUUCAUCAGGAUCGUCAUCGUCGUCGACCACAUUGCGGCGGAGAUGGCGUUUUUUUCAGCCAAGGUACUACGGAAAGAGGCCAAAGAGACUCGCUUUGCUCAUUCUCCUCUGCGUCUCUGUCACUUGGAUUUUCUAUGACCGUCAAUCACUCAACAGGGACCAUCAGGAGGAAAUUUUGAGAUUACAAGAAGAGGUUGCCAACUUGCGAAGUGCGCUGGAAGCUAUACAUGACCAUAUGAAAACCUCGGCUGAAACUGAAAGCAUCCCAAAACAUGAAACAGAAACUAGUUUACACACCAAGAGCACCUCUGCUGAGGACAAUGAUUCUAUUUGUGAAAAACGGAGACAGAAAGUAAAAGAUGCUAUGCUUCAUGCAUGGUCAUCUUAUGAAAAGUAUGCAUGGGGCACGGAUGAACUUAAGCCAAUAUCAAGGAUUGGAGUUGACAGUUUUGGUGGACUUGGUGCAACUUUAGUAGAUUCUCUUGACACAUUAUAUAUAAUGGGCCUUCAUUCUGAGUUCCAAAAAGCCAGAGAGUGGAUUGAGAAAUCUUUAUAUCUUAAGAAGAAUGUUGAAGUGAGCGUGUUUGAGACAACCAUAAGAAUUCUAGGUGGCCUUCUUAGUGCAUACGAUCUCUCUGGUGAAGAAGUCUUCCUUGAAAAGUCAAAAGAACUUGCAGAGAGGCUGUUACCUGCUUGGGAUACACCUUCAGGAAUCCCCUAUAAUAGAAUUAACUUGGAACAUGGCAGACCAACUAAUCCUAGGUGGACACGGGGAAGCAGUAUUCUUGCAGAUUCUGGUUCAGAGCAGCUUGAAUUUAUUGCUCUCUCACAAAGAACAAAUGACCCUAAGUACCAGGAAACGGCAGAGAAGGUAAUUGAACGGUUUCGUAGAAUUUUUCCUGCGGAUGGGUUGCUUCCCAUAUAUAUAAAUCCACAAACUGGAAUCAACCCAACUGGUUCAAUUACAUUUGGUGCUAUGGGUGACAGCUUCUAUGAAUAUCUACUCAAGGCCUGGAUUCUUGGAAACAAGACUGAAGCAGUAAAAUACUACAGGGAAAUGUGGGAGACAUCAAUGCAAGGUCUUGAAAGCUUGAUUAAGAGAUCAACACCAUCAUCUUUUGCAUACAUAACUGAGAAGCUUGGAAAUACUGUCUAUGACAAGAUGGAUGAAUUAGCUUGUUUUGUUCCUGGGAUGCUUGCUCUGGGAUCUUCUGGCUAUGACCCUGAAGAAGCAGGCAAGUACAUGUCUCUAGCCGAGGAGCUUGCACGGACGUGUUACAAUUUCUACCAGUUAACACCAACUAAGUUAGCUGGGGAGAACUAUUACUUCCGCCAGGGAGAGGAUAUGCUUGUUGGCACUUCAUGGAAUAUCCAAAGACCAGAAACGAUUGAGUCACUCUUCUACCUCUGGCGUUUAACUGGAAACAACACAUACCGAGAAUGGGCUUGGGAUAUUUUUGAAGCAUUCGAAUCGAACUCUAGAAUAGCUUCAGGAUAUGUUGGACUCAAAGAUGUGAAUACGGGGGCCCAAGAUGAUAUGAUGCAGAGCUUCUUCCUCGCCGAAACACUCAAAUACCUCUAUCUCCUCUUUUCUCCUCCUUCAGUCAUCUCUCUUGAUGAAUGGGUGUUCAACACAGAGGCCCACCCUUUAAGAAUUAGAACUAGAAAUGAUGUUCAUGAGGAACAACUGAAUUUAGACCAAGAAGAUAAAUUUCCAAGCCAUUUGCUAGGUAGAAAAGAAGGUCGCUUGGAAAACAAGUAACUGAGAGUUGUUGCUUUAGGAUCUUGGCGAGCGAAACCCGAAGAAUGUGCUUAAGUUCCCUACCAAGUUAAUUAGUUAUGUUUGACAGCAUUUGAGGCUGAUCAACCACCUUGAUAUCAAUGGUUGCAAAGGGGGACAGCUUGUUACAAUUUAUCAACAUUUUCUUGGGUUGUCUAUCACCACCAACGAUCUUUUGUAUGUGGUGAUAUGGUGAAGAUUAGCUUAACUACUUUUUUUCUUUUUCUAAUUAGUAGGAUAACUCUGGUUGUAAAUGCCUAUGUAAAAGUAGAAGCCCUACUUAGUUUCGAUCAAUUUUUGCACGGUUGUAAAUCCUCUGUGGAGUAAGCUUAAAGUGAAAUGAAAUCUAGAUAUCAAUUACUUGGUUUUGAGAUUUCCUUUUCUUUUUUUUCAUGUUCUAAACAGCCCCCUUUAGGCUUGAAUAUCAGAUUAGAAAAGGGUGAGUAAAAAUAUGUAUGAAGAUGUAGUAACGUAUAGAACUGUUACAAUAAAGUUGGACACUUAUUAGCAUUGUGUUAAUCUAAAUGAU